Molecule: messenger RNA, 7722 nt
Organism: Clonostachys byssicola
Lineage: Eukaryota; Fungi; Ascomycota; Sordariomycetes; Hypocreales; Bionectriaceae
Source: the annotation of a GenBank genome assembly
AUGGUUCUAUCCCAACUGACUAACAGACCCGAUGUGUGUUUUGGCUAUCUUGCCUCUGGUCGAGAUCUUGUGGUUGAUGGCGUCGAGGAAGUUAUUGGUCCCUUGAUCACAACCCUCGUGAGCCGCGUCGAUCUAUCUGGCACUACUGCGAAGGUGUUGGAGGAGACUGGGAGAAACUUGUUGAAUCAUUUUGAUUUCCAGCAUGUCUCCUUGGCAAAGAUACAAGAUAGACUUGGACUACGCGGCGAGCAGCUCUUCAAUACUUCAAUGACCAUCCGGCAGGCUAUUCAUGAUACUAGUGCGGGGGAUGGGCAGCUCUGUCUCGAGAGUGUUUCUGGAGAUAGUACGAAUGAGUAUAAUAUCGGUGUCGCUGUCGAACUGAAUGGAGCCGCGACCGACGUCCAACUCCUUCAUCAUCCAGACGUCGUUGGGGGAGUGCUCGCUUUGGAGGCUGCCGAAAUAUUUCAAAUGGCUAUUAGCUUUCUGAUGGACGGCGGGUUGGAGCAUAAAGAGAAGUCUCUGUAUAACGGCUUCUUUGAGUCUCAAACCGGGUCUGACCGACACUAUGUUGAGUCAGUUUGGAGAGAGCAGUUGCAAAAGCCAGACGCAACCACAUUUCCCGUCCUGCCAAAUCCCGUCUUCACACCCAAAUCGGAUAGUCUAUUCACAUGCGAUUUAGCUGGCAUACGAACUUCUGGAGAUGAGAUGGAAGCAAUCAGUGUCCUAUGGACAGCAUGGGGUCUGGUGACAGCAGAUUACACAAGAGCAGACGAUAUCAACUUUGGGGCGAUAAUAUCAACGCCAGGUGGUCCAUCAUCCCCCAACUCAGAAGCAGUAGCACCGACAGUACCAACGACAGUACCAAUACAUAUCACGAUCAAUCGCGACUUACGGGUACAAGAGAUGCUAGAAGCAGUAGCAGCGACUUAUAUCAAGAUUAAGCGGUGUGGUCGGAUAACCCAGCAUUGGGUCAGACAGCUCAAUGAGGGAGCAAAGAGUCCUGCAUUCCAGAGCCUUCUUCAAAUACAUCAACUUGAGGAGGGAAGCUCGAAAAUCCAUACCUCCAUGUCGGAGCUCUAUAGUAACAUCGCUUUACGACUACUAUGCGAGGUUCGAAAUAACGGUCUCCGUCUUCAGAUACGGUUCGACUCUUCACUGCUUGAAAAGAUACAAAUAGAAAGACUGGCCCAUCAGUUUGGGGGUCUCGUUCGACAACUCGGCUCUGACAGACAGAAAUCUCUGCGACUCUCUGAUAUACACACCAUUAGUGAGGAGGACCUGACCGAUAUCUGGUCAUGGAACUCUCGUGUCCCAGAGCCAGUCGAGGCAUGCGUUCACGAUCUUUUUGCUGCUACUGUUGCGGAAACCCCCGAUAGACUGGCCAUUUGUGCCUGGGAUGGAGACUUGACUUAUAAGCAGCUCGACAUUUUAUCUUCGAGGCUGGCUAAUUAUCUCGUUACUUCUCGAGGUGCCGGCCCGGGGACUAUUAUCCCGUUAUGUUUUGAAAAGUCCAAAUGGACCCCUGUAGCUAUGCUUGGGGUUAUGAAAGCCGGCGCUGCAUCCGUUGCUAUGGACUCGAGCCACCCAAAAGACCGGUUAGAAAUACUAGUGCAACAAGCGUUUGAGCAUUCGAACCGUCGUCUCAUUAUAUCAUCCCGAUUGAACAAAGAGCUGUCUCACAUAUUGGUCGGAGAUGCCUCUGAUCAAGCCACAGUUAUUAUUGCAGAGGAUAUAGCACAAGAACAGAUGGACGUAUGGAGAUUGGAUACUGUUGAGGUUCAACCAAGUGAUAUACUUUACAUCGCCUUCACGUCUGGUAGCACAGGGAUCCCUAAGGGAGCGGUCAUUAGCCAUCGGAACUUCAGCAGUGCCAUCCGUCAUCAACAGGCCUCUUUUGGUUUCAAGUCUGCACAUCGCGUAUUUGACUACAUUUCCUAUGCUUUCAAUGCGGCCUGGUUCAACCUCCUGCAUACCUUGGCCUGCGGUGCCUGUCUCUGUAUACCAAGUGACAGUGAGCGAAAAGACGACAUCAUUAGCGCCAUGAACAGGCUCCGGGUUACAUACACAGUUGUAAUCCCAAGCCUUGCUAAAUUGAUUGACCCUAGAGAAGUACCCAGCCUCCAACAAGCCAUGUUCGCCGGGGAACCGUUCAAUCAAGCCAACUUGCAGCAGUGGAAGGGCAUAGUGAUUUGCAACUGCUAUGGGUGUGCCGAGUGUACAGUGGCGGCCUCCGUGGGGCCUAUAACGCAGGAUAAUGCGAUAGAUCCGGGUAUUGGAAGAGGUUCCGGAAUAGUCACCUGGAUCGUUCGCCCGGACGGCGCUGCUCUUGCAGCUAUCGGAGAAGUAGGAGAACUCUGGCUCGAGGGCCCGCUGGUUGGAAAAGGGUAUCUGGGGAACCCGGAGAAGACCGCUCAAGCUUUCAUCCUUGACCCCCCUUGGCUGACAAGAGGAGGAGGUAAUGUGGCCGGUCGUUACGGCCGCCUAUAUCGAACUGGAGACCUUGUCCAGUACAACACGAAUAAGACCCUGCGUUAUGUAGGCCGGAAAGAUAAUCAGGUUAAGAUUCGAGGGCAGUUUGUUCAGCUUGGUGAUAUUGAACAACAACUACGAAGAUUUCUUGACUCUAAUCUGGAUGCUACCGUUAUCGUUGAGGUUUCCCAGCCAUCUGGUAGCAACACGCCAUUGCUAGUUGCGUUCUUAUCUGUUGGAGACGUGCCUGAUGAUGACAAAGGCGAUGCUGAUGCUGUGCUAUCAAACCUGAUAUGUCACUUGGAUGAAAAAGUCUCAGAGUGCUUACCGGCACAUAUGGUUCCUUCGGCCUAUGUCUCGUUGAAAGAAAUCCCCUUGACAGGCACAGGAAAGACUGACCGACGUCGUUUGAGAGACAUGGUUGGAAAAUUGACACUCGAAGAACUUGCUGGCUUAAAUCCCGCUCGUGCUCAGGGGCGUCAUCAUCCUACUACGCCAGAUGAGCGCCGAUUAAGAGACUUGUGGGCUUCUGUUCUGGAUAUAGAUGGCCAGUCUAUCUCUACGCACGAUAGCUUCUUUAAAAUCGGCGGCGAUUCAGUGGCUGCUAUGCGGCUUAUUGCGGCCGCCCGUGAUCAAGGCCUAGCGUUCUCUGUCGCUGAUGUAUUCCGCCGUCCACACCUAAAGGACCUUGCAGAGGUUAUCUCACAAGCUCCGGUCGAAAUAGAGUCAAUUGUUCCAUUUUCAUUAAUGGGGGCAUCUAUUGACACGAAAAAUCUAUGUGCACGGGCAGCCGCUCACUGCCAGAUCCCUGAUGAUCAAGUCUUGGAUGUCUUCCCCUGCACCCAACUUCAGCAAGGACUAUUAGCAAUGACAGCCAAGCUUUCCAGCAGUUAUGUGGCCCGCAAGAUCUUCCGUUUGGAUCCCAGUACCGAGGUUUCCAGAUUCCAAAAUGCAUGGAAACAAGUUGUCGAAUGCUACGAUAUCCUCCGCACGCGGGUUGUCAGCCUAACAGGCACCGACCUAGUUCAAGUCGUCUGUGCAAAGGCUCCUGAGGAUCAUAUAUCGGACAAUUUAUCAGAAUACCUUGCAAUGGACCGGGAGAACCAUAUGGGACUAGGAUCUGCCCUGUCAUAUGCCGCUUUUAUUGAUGAUAGUGAGAGCAAGAAUCACUAUUUUGUUUGGACCAUCCAUCACGCACUCUUCGAUGGCCUGUCUCUCCCUCUGUUGCUCGAUGCUAUCGUCAAGAACUAUAACAGGGAACAGCCACCUACCACUGUCCCGUUCCAAGCUUUCAUUAAACUCAAUGCCACGCUUGAUCUAUAUGACGCUACUGAAUAUUGGAGAUCACAGUUCGAGGGGUGCGAGGCUCAAACGUUUCCAUCCCUACCAACACCAACACACCAGCCCCGGGCGAAUGAGACCAUAAUCCAAGCUUUCACUAACAUCUCGUGGCCACAGACUAAUAUCACGCCUUCUAAUAUCGUACGAAGCGCUUGGGCCAUCCUUCAAGGGCGGCAUUCUAACGCGGAUGACGUUGUCUUUGGUGUGGUUCUGAGCGGCCGCCAGGCAUCAAUGGCCGGCAUCGGCAGUGUCAUGGGGCCUACCAUUGCCACUGUGCCGAUACGGAUAUUACUGAAUAAGAGUAUCCAAGUCAAUGAGUUCUUGCAACAAGUACAAUCUCAGUCCGUUGAUAUGCUCGCAUAUGAACAAUUCGGUUUAUCUCGGAUAAGAGGUCUAGGCAAAUUGGAAUCGGAAGCCUCUGACUUUCAGACUUUACUUAUUGUCCAACCUGGCGAGGAUACCAAGGCCAAUGGCGAUCAGCCCAGACUGUUCACGGAAAUAGACGUCGACCCCGCUACUACCGUUCACCAGUUCAACACUAGUGCUCUGACAAUAAUCUGCAGUCUGUAUGAUCAUGGCUUUGAUUUGGUCCUCAGCUUUGAUAGUGACAUGCUCCCAGUUGAAACAGCAAACCAAAUGGCAACGCAGAUGGAAGCCGUUGUACAACAACUCUGCGAUGUUCACCUCUGCAACCGAUGUAUCUCUGGAAUUGAAACCACAAGCAUGGAGGAGCUAAACACCAUCUGGUCAUGGAAUGCGUCAGUCCCAGAACCUAAGGAGGCUUGUGUUCAUGAGUUGUUUUCUGUGAUAGCAAAACAAAGGCCUCACACGCUAGCUAUUGACGCUUGGGACGGAAACCUGACAUAUAGAGAGCUUGAUGAGCUAUCCACAACGUUGGCCGGCCACCUCAUUGCCCAAGGUGCUGGGCCUGGCACCAUUAUCCCAUUGUUCUUUCACAAGUCCAAGUGGGUAGUAGUGUCUAUUAUAGGAGUGAUGAAGGCCGGAUGUGCGUCUGUUGCUCUAGACAUGGGCCAUCCAGAGUCUCGGCUACGAACGAUUGUACAACAGGCAUGCUCUAAUUCCAAGCAGCGGAUAAUCCUAUGCUCAAAGUCGAAUGAAGACUUAUCCCGCAAACUAGUGCGAGAUUUUUCAGACCAAACUACUGUUCUUGUUGCGGAAGAAUUAGUGCGAGACGUGAUUCAAACAGAUGCACUGCCUGAAACAAGCCCUGGUGACUUGCUUUACGUUGUAUUCACGUCGGGGACUACCGGAACACCUAAGGGAGCAAUGAUCAGUCACAGAAACUUCAGCUCUGCCAUCCAUUACCAGCAAUCUACUCUAGGUAUCACACAGUCAUCACGCGUAUUUGACUUUAUCUCAUAUGCAUUUGAUGUAGCUUGGUGUAAUAUUCUGCAGACUAUAACAGCGGGCGGCUGUCUAUGUAUCCCAAAUGAGUCUGCUAUGCGUAAUGAUAUAGGAAAGAACUUGCGAGAGAUGAAAAUCUCUGUUGCUGUGUUAACACCAACGAUUUGGUCAUUGGUUCGAGAGCAUGAUAUUUCAACUCUGGAGACUGCUGUUUUCGCUGGAGAGAAACUGCUCUCAGAGGCUGCACGAUUCCAGGCUGUGAAUCGACUGAAUGCUUAUGGGCCUGCUGAGUGUACAGUUUUGAGUACCAUUUAUGAGAUCAAGCAAAACGACACAAGACAUCCGAGCAUAGGGACAGGAUAUGGGAUGGUCACUUGGGUCGUCCGUGCCGACGGUUCCUCGCUUGCCGCGAUUGGUGAAGUCGGGGAGCUGUAUCUCGAGGGGCCGCUGGUUGGGCAAGGCUACCUUGGUGAAUUACAGAAGACUGACGAGGUCUUUAUCCGAAACCCUGCCUGGUUGCUAAAAGGGGGGCCUGGUUUCUCUGGCCGGCGUGGGUGUCUGUAUCGAACUGGGGAUCUUGUUCGGUAUAACAAAGACGGUACCCUGGAUUAUAUAGGUCGCAAGGAUGACCAAGUCAAGAUUCGUGGUCAGCGUGUUCAGUUGGGUGAUGUCGAACACCAUCUCCAGAAAUGUCUCGGGUCCCGACCGGAUAUUUCUGUCGUCGCAGAGGUUGGCCAACCCUGUGGGAGCGGCACGUCUCUCCUGUUCGCCUUCUUGGCUAUAGGGGAGACAGCAAAAGGGACCGGGACUGAACUUCGUGAAGCAGUUGCAACCCUAAGACGUUUCAUUGACAAGCAGAUCGUUAAAUUACUACCCACGUAUAUGAUCCCGACAUUCUACGUUCCAGUGGUCGAAAUCCCAAUAGGUGGGACAGGUAAGGCAGAUCGGCGGCGACUGAGAGAUAUCGUUGCGGGCAUGACUCUCGAGCAACUUGCUUAUAUAAAUCCCACCCGCUCCCGCGAACCGUUUCAAGAACCUCUCACAGAUGCAGAACUCCGGCUUCAGCGUUUAUGGGCCACUGUGUUGGGCAUUGAGACUCACACCAUUUCCACUCAGGAUAACUUUUUCCAGGUUGGCGGCGAUUCGGUGGCUGCCAUGAGGCUCGUUGCAGCCGCCCGCGAUGAAGGGCUAUCAUUCUCUGUUGCAGACACCUUUGAACAUCCCAAGCUCCAAGAGAUGGCCGGCCAGAUUUCGCGUGUAGAUACCGUCCACGAUGCGCCCAAGUCAUGGCAUCCGAGUGCAUCCUUGAAUGAGUUAUCACCGACCAUUCAUGCUCUAUACCCAAACCUCGAUAUCACCAUGGUCCAACGCACUACUGACUUUCAAGCACAGUGCAUCCAUUCAGCAUCGUCGGCUCCGAUGGGUCAGACCUAUCACUUCUUUCUCGACUUUGCUGACGUCAAAGCUGAGCGGCUUGAAAUCGCUUGCCAUCGGCUUUGGGAUGCAUUCGACAUUCUACGUACCGUUUUCGUGCAGAUCGAUGACCGAUAUCUCCAAGUCGUCUGUGGCCAACUUAUGUUGGAUAUUUCUAUACAUACGGUCAGGUCUAUAGUACAAGAAUCCCGGAACUGGUGCUCAGCAGAUGAUGCUGUUUUAGAAUUGGGUAAAUCCUAUGUGCGGAUGGCCAUAUUUCAAUCCCCGGAUGGGGCUUCCCGUCUUGCAAUGCGUCUUUGCCAUGCACAAUACGAUGGUUUUAUGCUGCAACAAAUUGUACGAUUCUUGGAGGCGGACUUGAAUGGCACUCCAACGCCAAUGACGACUCCAUUCUCGGAAUUUAUCCAGCACAUUGAGGAAAAUCGCGAGGCGUCCGGCCAGUACUGGGGAGAAGUCCUCGAUGGAUCUACUGUCGCUCGAUUGGAUCAGUAUCCCAUCAGUGCCGCUGAAACAGCGACCAUCACUCAUGAGGUUAUGAUGGAAGCGCCUAGAAGCGACGCGACUGCUGCCAAUACGUUCAUAUCCGUAUGCGCAUUGGCCAUCUCCAAUCUUGUUGGAAGUAGAGAUCUGACUGUCGGCCUCCUCGUAUCUGGGCGUGCCAUGAUUCCUCGCCAGAUGAACAUCGCCGGGCCUUGUGUAAAUGUCAUUCCUCUCCGAGUCAACCUGGAAAACUGCGCCGAGUUCAAUGAAGUUGCCCAGGCAGUUCAAAAACAGCGCAUUGCCAGUCUGGCCUUUGAAGCGAGUCAAUUAGGUGAUAUUGUCACGGAACCGAGUGCGCGGGUCUCAAUGGGAAGUCUUGGCUUUGUCUUGCAGUUUCAAAAUAUUGAGGAGUAUCCUGAGAUCACAGUGCACGGAUCAUCGUCAAAGCUUGAGGUUUUCGAGACAGGUGCUGCCUACGACCUCCCUUCGAUCUCGAUUACUGCUAGACCAGUUGGGCCGAAGUGGAAGGUUGCUUUCACUGCAAGUUCCAGAUUCUAUUGCCGUGAUAGCAUUCUACGAUUGUCAAAUUCUCUGGGGAAAAUACUGGAAGAACAAACUCAAUCUUCGUGUUGA